Vespula vulgaris is the source of this 2416-nucleotide messenger RNA. Its product is annotated as transmembrane protein 267. The record is from RefSeq and is a predicted model, not a curated record. Bases 437 to 1060 code for a protein of 207 amino acids. Lineage: Eukaryota; Metazoa; Arthropoda; Insecta; Hymenoptera; Vespidae. The transcript is spliced from 3 exons.
AUUAGAAAUAACGUUUUAAAACGAGGAUGUUUAGGAUGGAUAAAAGUUCACGAUAAAACGAACAUACCAUCUAAUUUUAAUAGAUCAAGAUAAAAAAGAUAUGUUUGACAUUUAUUAGAAUAACUUUGUCUUCUAUUUCCCGCAAAAAUAACUGGAAACAUACUGCGAUUAAAGUUCCUGUAAUCAAACGAAAUGAAGAUCCUCUGUCAAUAAGUUUUUUAAUAUUUUUCCUACGAAGAUUUCUUUUUUUUUCUAUUACCAUGAUUGUCAGUUUAUUAUAUCAAAAAAUUAUAGAAAAAUUAAAAACUAUUUCUCAACUAAUUUGUUGAUGUAAUGUUUGUAUAAUAAGUGAUUUUUUAUGUUAUAAGCUUUACUAUGUCAUUUUUGACAGGUUAUAAUAGUUUGAACAUUUGUGAAUAAUUCUAUUGUAUUUAAUAUGAUAGUAUAUAAAAAAUGGAACUUGAUUUUGAAAAUAGGACUUACAAGUUUAAUAGGUAUAAGUUCGUUUAUGGGUGACACGUCUUUAAAAUAUGUUCAUACUGCAGUGGCACGUGCAAUUUUAGAUAAUUUAACUCAUGCUAUUGUGGGUGGUUUAACAUGGACGUUGAUCUUAAUUUUAUCAAAGAAGUCUUUUGUACAAAACUUGCAUGAUAUAUUUUUCUCAUUUGCCUUAUCUUCUUUCAUCGACCUAGAUCAUUUUCUAGCUGCGCGUAGUUGGAAAUUAAACGAUGCCACAAAUUUAAACAAACGACCAUUCUUGCAUUGUACCACCAUUCCUAUUUUGUUAUGGCUCAUUAUGAUUUUGAGUUCGAUAACUUUCAACUGUCCAUCAUUGAAUCAAUACUCGUGGAUCGUGUCUGCAAGUUUCCUAAGUCAUCACAUUCGCGAUGCCACAAGAAGAGGUUUAUGGUUUUGUCCGUUUGGUUCUACGCAGCCUAUACCAUAUAACUUAUAUAUAGGUAUAAGUAUGGCAUUACCUUAUAUCUUGCAUUGGUUUAUGCAGUUUCGUAUAUUAUUACCAAAAGUUAGUGAAAACCUAACGAACAUUGAUAUUAUAUAAGAAUAGUAUAAAUUUGAAAUAUUAUGGUGCAGAUGAUAUAAUAAUUAUUUUAUAAACCAAUUUGACUAGUGUACGUCGAAUGAAUUCAUAAAGAUAUAUAUAUAUAAUUCCAAUGGUAUGAAAUAAAAAUCAAAAAUAUUUUAUAAUACGAUUAAAAUAUCAGCCAAAUAUAACUCUGUCAAAAUUGCCGACAGCAUAGAUCCUACUUCAUAAAUGCAAUAUUUAUAAUCUAACGAAUCGAUCUAAUCGCAAAUAAACGAUGUAGGAAAGGUAUGGAUGACCUCAUUGGAACACAACAGUAAACUUACAAUGUUUACAUACUACUGAAAUAAACUAUGCCACAAUACUUCAAGAGACAUGUUUGAUAACAAGGGAAACUUAAAAACAUCAUGAAGUGUGCAGUGAAAGUAUCUAACUAGAGAAGAAGUAAUCGCGUAGGAAGGCGGAACGCGGGUUUACUAUAAUAAGUAGUAACAAGUAGAAACAUCAGAAGGUGUAAGAAGAAGGAAAGUGGACAUAUAGCUACACAGGUGCUUCGACGAAAGCAACACACGUACAUAUAUAUUGUUCAUCGAUGAAGUAUUUAUUAUAUAUACACACACAUAUAUAUAUAUAUAUAUACACGUGUGUGUACGUACACAUGACUCCCGUAUGUUGCGACAAAGGUACCUACGUAGAUACACAGAUCGGAGGAGGAGGGUCUUUAUCAGCGUCGCUCGUUCGACGGGCGUCGCCGUUAGCGUACUUUAUUACGUUAUCGUGCGUGCUCCCGCUCAGUUCUCUGUGUUCUUCUUUGAAAUUUGUUCGGUCGAAGACCCGGCUUCUUUUCUUUCUCAUACUUGGUUUCACUCAUUCAAAAUAUCGAUCGAAAAAAAACGUAUUCAACAAAUAUAAUAAUAAAAGUUCACGUACCGACGUUGUUCUAUUUUAAAAGAUUGAUUUUUCAUUUUCUUCUUUUUUUUUCUUUUUCUUUCACUCGUUCGAGAACAGAGAAAGAAAGUGCAAAAGGAAUAAGGGAGAAAUUCUUGUCUAAAAAAAAAAAAACCAAAAAAUGUCUUGAGGAUGGUACUCGAUCAUAGAAGAUGCGAGGUCAACGAUGAUAACAGCUUGAUACCGAUAUCUUGAUUACGAUCAUCAAUUUACACGCUAAGGAUACGUCAGCGCAUCAACGCACACUCGUAUUCUUAUCGAUCGGUUCUCAUUUGUAAUGGUCCAACCAGUUGGGCAGACAGACGAAUAUGAUGGCGGAUUUUUGUUACACGAAUCCGACGAUUGUGCCGGGUGAGGAGUUAUCUCGUCGUGGAUUCUCAAUGUAUUGCGGGAGCGACAGUUUCAACGAGGAUUCUAAUUCAAAGC